This is a messenger RNA of Ambispora leptoticha, 570 nucleotides long. The record is from the annotation of a GenBank genome assembly. NCBI's taxonomy places the organism in Eukaryota, Fungi, Glomeromycota, Glomeromycetes, Archaeosporales, Ambisporaceae.
AUGCGUAUUAAAUUAAUAAAAUCAUUUAAACAAAUCCUCUCAGGAAUAUUCAAAAUAUCUAUUCCCAAACAUCGAUUAGAAUCACCAGCACACAUACCAUCAACGAAUCAUCUCUCUCUACCACAAAUACAAAACGAAAAUCUAAAGCUUGCAGCAUUACUACAUCCGAGCUAUCCGGAUCACGAAAAAAAAAUCAAAAGCACAUUAUCCACAAAUUUUUACAGAUUGGCAUUUAGAGGUGACGCCGCGUUGAAUUACAACGUAGCAAAAUAUUUGCUUCGAGAAUUUCCAGAAGCACAACAAGGCAGAUUAACCGAAUUACGCGCAGAGAUUGUUAGUCGUAAAAACUUGGCAGAGUAUUGUCGUCGUACGGGACUUGAUAAAUGUAUUUUGAUUCAGGAAGGACCUUUAAAAUUGAGGAACAAUGAAUCUGUUCUUGCUGAAUCUAUGGAGGCCUAUAUUGGUGCGUUGGAUUUGGAAUUAUUUGAACGUGAAGAGCGACAUAAAAAAAGUGUAAUUGAUGAAAUUACGCAGCAGAUUGCAAAUUUUAAUUCUACGAAUUGGAAAUGA